This is a messenger RNA of Tripterygium wilfordii, 1160 nucleotides long. Its product is annotated as syntaxin-81-like. The transcript is spliced from 7 exons. Gene Ontology annotation, cellular component: SNARE complex; endoplasmic reticulum; membrane. Gene Ontology annotation, biological process: retrograde vesicle-mediated transport, Golgi to endoplasmic reticulum. The record is from RefSeq and is a predicted model, not a curated record. Lineage: Eukaryota; Viridiplantae; Streptophyta; Magnoliopsida; Celastrales; Celastraceae. Bases 77 to 1006 code for a protein of 309 amino acids.
GUUAGCUCGUUUGCUUUUAGCCUUUUAACGCGUUGCGCCGACUCAAAGCAGGAUCUCCAAAUUUUAUGGUGAACAAAUGGCGAGAAUCAGAGACAGAACUGAGGAUUUCAAAGAUUCUGUGCGGCAAACGGCGGUUUCUCUUGGAUGUAACGAGUCCAAAUUGGCCUCGAUUUUGGCAUCUUUUAUAAUCCACAAACCUCGACAAAGAUCACCGUUUACAAAAGCUGCGCUCAAAACGCUUGAGAGUAUUGGAGAGUUGGAAAAGUUCUUGUUGAGGCAUCGGAAGGAUUAUGUGGAUCUGCAUCGAACUACUGAACAUGAAAGAGAUAGCAUUGAACAUGAAGUUACUACUUUUAUUAAAACCUGCAAAGAACAAAUUGAUAUACUCAAGAAUAGCAUAAAUGACGAGGAAGCAAACUCGAAAGGAUGGCUUGGGAUUAAGGCUGAUAGACCCAAUGCUGAUACCAUAGCACAUAAACAUGGAGUGGUUCUGAUUUUAAGUGAGAAACUCCAUUCAGUUACAGCACAAUUUGAUCAACUAAGAACCAUACGCUUCCAAGAUACUAUUAACAAAGCAAUACCGAGAAGAAAGCUUAAUCGUGUUACUACUUCAAAUUCUUCAGAGACCUCUAAAAUGAACCAUUCCGAUCUCAGGGAGCCUGAUGAAAUUCAUCCUGAGCCUCUCAGAGUAAAACAACAACUUUUGGAUGAUGAAACUCGUGCCCUUCAGGUGGAGUUGACGAGUCUUCUAGAUGCUGUCCAGGAAACUGAAACUAAGAUGGUGGAAAUGUCUGCAUUAAAUCACCUCAUGUCCACACAUGUUCUACAACAAGCACAACAAAUUGAGUUUCUAUACGAGCAAGCCGUUGAAGCUACAAAGAAUGUACAGCUUGGUAACAAGGAAUUGUCACAAGCCAUCCAGAGGAAUAGCAGUAGCAGAACCUUUCUUUUGCUAUUUCUGUUUGUACUUACUUUUUCAAUCAUCUUUCUUGAUUGGUACAGUUAAAUUCAUUGACCAUCACAUAAUUGUUUGGUAAUUUUACAGACAAGGAAAUUACUUUAUUGUCCUUGUAGGCAGAAGAAAAUAUAUUUAAAUUUAUGCAGAGUGACUCAGAAUCUUCUAUUUCCCAUUUAUUUGAAAAUUACAGCUUCCAAGUUCA